Molecule: messenger RNA, 1862 nt
Organism: Apodemus sylvaticus (European woodmouse)
Lineage: Eukaryota; Metazoa; Chordata; Mammalia; Rodentia; Muridae
Gene: Btbd19
Product: BTB domain containing 19
Exons: 7
Coding region: 287-1777 (496 amino acids)
Molecular function (GO): protein binding
Source: RefSeq, a predicted model, not a curated record
CUUCCCACCCAGCCGCUGCCUGGGCAGACUCCCAACCUGGGCCUCAUCCACCACUAGCUUCUCCAAGGAUCACAGGCCUCUCCGGCCCAGCUUCUCUCUGGGUCCUGUCUGCAUCUGCAUCCCUCUCCUGAACUUCUUUAGGCACCUGGGCCUCUAUUCUCUACAUUUCAGCUCCUCAGCAAACAGGCCUCCAGCUGCUGCCCCCCUUCUCAGGUCUCUCGGGUCUCUCUUGCCCGAGUGGGCCUUCUAGGCUGUUCUACCCUUUGACCUGCAGCCCACUCCACAUAUGGAGAACACGGGACUGGUGGUGCAUGGGCAGGCGGCGCCCUUUUCCACAGCACUUCGAAGCCUUGUCAACAACCCCCAGUACAGUGAUGUUUGCUUUGUGGUUGGUCAAGAACGGCAAGAGGUAUUUGCCCACCGGUGCUUGCUGGCCUGUAGAUGUAACUUCUUCCAGAGACUUUUGGGCCCUGGGGUACCUAGUCCUGUGGUGCUAAGCACUGUGCCGGCCGAAGCCUUCUUAGCCGUGCUGGAGUUCCUGUAUACCAACAGAGUCAAGCUUCACCGGUACUCUGUGCUGGAGGUGCUGACAGCAGCUGUGGAGUAUGGGCUGGAGGAACUUCAAGAGCUGUGCCUGGAGUUUGUGGUGAAGGUGCUGGAUGUGGGGCUGGUUUGUGAGGCUCUGCAGGUUGCUGUAACCUUUGGCCUGGGGCCACUGCAGGAGCGGUGCAUAGCCUUCAUAGAGGCUCACAGCCAGGAGGCGCUCCGCACCCGUGGCUUCCUGGAGCUGUCUGCCACCGCGCUGCUGCCCGUGCUACGCAGUGACAAGCUCUCUGUGGACGAGGCUGAGCUGGUCCAGGCAGCCCGAACCUGGGCACGCGUGGGCGCCGCAGUGUUGGAGCAACCCGUGGCCGAGUUGGCAGCGCCAGUGGUUCGAGAGCUGAGACUGGCUUUGCUCUCCCCAGCGGAGCUAAGCGCUCUGGAAGAGCAGAACCGACAGGAGCCGCUCAUCCCGGUGCGGACGCCAGUAACCAAACACAGAUCCACUCUGCCACAUGGGGACGAAGAUCAAGGACUGAAGGCCAGGGACUUCGGUCUUCGUGGUGACCUGCUUUCCCUCUACAGGUUGAACAGAUUGUGGAGGCAUGGAAAUGCCACACCCUACAGAGAAGAGAUGCGACCCGGAGCGCACCGUGUCGCCGGCGGAGGGGCACCCUGCCACGGGAUCACCAUCGCUUUCUGGACCUUCAUUUCAAAUGACCCACUUCCGGACCUUUCGAGGAGGUUGACCACAUCCCAAACUACAGCUCCCGAGGUGCUCUGCGCCGGAGGUGGACUUCCGCUCCCAGCAAGCUCAGCAGCCGGAUACGGGAAGGACCGUUCUGCGUCUGGAGUAAAGUCUCCGGGGAGGAGUAGGAAUUGCGCAAUGGGGCUAGACUGUUGGGUUGGGUGCUGUCUUGACACCGGAAAAGAGGGUGGCCUUUGUUGCUUGAGCUCACGCGGCAUCCCGCAAGUCCGUCAUUCCUCUGCGCCCCCUACUCGGAUGACGCUAUAUCUGAUUAGCUCAUCCACUUUAACAAGUCAGCUUCCUGGCUCCAGGUGCAGCGCAGAUUCGAGCUUCUCACCUUCUUUCCCAGCCCUGGAAAUAGUGUUUCUCUUUUCUGCGUAUCUGGAACCCGGACCUCAGUUUUGGUUUUUUGGUUUUUUUAUUUGUUUUUUAUUUUUCCAGACAUGGUUUCUCUGUGUAGCCCUGGCUGUCCUCUGUAACUCACUAUAGAACAUGCCUGCCUCGAACUCAGAAAUCCGCCUGCCUCUGCCUCCUAAGUGCUGAUAUUAAAGGCGUGCGCCACCACCGCCCCGUU